Messenger RNA from Paralichthys olivaceus (Japanese flounder), 1116 nucleotides. Its product is annotated as dual specificity protein phosphatase 26-like. The record is from RefSeq and is a predicted model, not a curated record. Gene Ontology annotation, molecular function: MAP kinase phosphatase activity; protein tyrosine/serine/threonine phosphatase activity. Gene Ontology annotation, cellular component: cytoplasm. Gene Ontology annotation, biological process: protein dephosphorylation; negative regulation of MAPK cascade. NCBI's taxonomy places the organism in Eukaryota, Metazoa, Chordata, Actinopteri, Pleuronectiformes, Paralichthyidae.
AUGCAAAAGCAUAACACAGACCUCUGAGGGCUCGAGGCACACAAGCUAGAUUUAAUGUGGGGGUCAAAUGGCCUGACCACGUUUCUGACGCCCCGUGGUGAGUAAAUCUGAGGCAAGGAAGUCUGGAACUAAAAAUCACCUGUGGCGGUCAUUCUGCUCUAGAGGUUGUGGAGAACUUGCUCAGCUCUCACUGUGAAGCCAUAAGAGUUUUUCCCCUUUAAAAAAAAAAAAAUUGUAUUUAUUGGACUCAUUUGGAAACGAUAGAGCUGCAUUCAGUUUCACAUCAGAAGUCUGGAAAGAGAAAUGUCCUAUACAACAAAACUCCCUGCAUCCUGGAAUGAUGAGCCUCCUCCUCGGAAAGUGGAGAUCGACCUGAGCUCACCUGGACUUGCGGUGGUCGAGUUGGAAAGACUCUUGUUUACUGGCAAAGCCAUUAUGAGUCACGCAGAUGAAGUCUGGCCAAGGCUCUACAUUGGUGACCAGCACAGUGCAGAGAACACGGCUGAUCUGUCCAAGCAUCAGAUCACACACAUCCUGAAUGCAGCUCACAGUAAGCGUGGAGGACAGCCAGGAAUCUACAGGGGCAUGAAGAUCACAUACAAGGGCAUAGAGGCUCAUGACUCCUGUGGCUUUGACAUGAGUGUCAACUUCGCCACAGCAGCAGACUUUAUUCACAGGGCUCUCAGCAGGGGAGACAAAGUGCUGGUGCACUGUCACGUCGGGGUGAGCCGCUCUGCCACUCUGGUCCUUGCGUACCUGAUGCUGAAGCAGAACCUGACGCUUGUGGAGGCUAUUUGUGCUGUGAAAGAUAAACGUGGUGUGAGCCCUAAUCGAGGAUUCCUCAGACAGCUCAUCGAACUAGAUGGUCAGCUGUUUGGCACGCAUCCCUGAAUGCUGCUCAGCUGUCGUGGUUCCACAACCUAAGGACAAAGAUGGCUCCAUUAUGAGAAACAAUGAUGUCAUUAUGUGGAUUUAUAAAUGUUUUAGAGUCUCAGACUUGCAGCGUCUGAUCCAUUCCAGGAUCAUGUUCUAAUUUCUAUGAACUUUAAGGUGAAAAUAUUUAUAUUCAGUCAGUUUGUAAAUGUUGAUUCAAGUUUAACAGUAAAAAUGGGAUCU